AUGUCCUUCGACACGACACCGACCCCCUCAUUCAACGCCUCCGAUCCUCACGCGCGGUUUCUAAAUUCCUCAUGUCUUGAUCUCCUACUCAUUGAACUGGUGCCCAUGGCCGAACGAUUAGUUCAGGAACUCGAUUCCAAGAAUUCAUCCGAUGAAACAAACGGCGUCAAGGUAUUAGAUGACGAAGAGUUGAGAGAAGCUGCCUUCUAUAGGCUAGAAAGUCUAGGAUACCGUGUUGGACAGGGUUUAGCGGAGCGUUUCUCCCGCGAUCGUCCACGCUUCACUGAUAAUCUCGACGUAAUCAAAUUCCUGUGCAAAGAUAUGUGGACAAUUCUUUUUAGAAAGCAGAUAGAUAACCUGAAAACAAACCACCGAGGCGUAUAUGUUCUUACAGAUAACUCAUUUCGACCCUUUCAGCGUAUGAGUAUGGCGGUUCGAAGCGAAGCUGUGUCUAAAGCACAAAUGCACUUAUGGUUCCCAUGUGGUAUCAUUCGCGGAUUAUUGGCAAAUUUAGGUAUCAGUGCUACAGUGCAGGCCGAGUCGGCGGAUUUACCUGGUGCCACGUUUCAAAUCAAGACAAGCCCUCCAAAAUCAUGA
Molecule: messenger RNA, 597 nt
Organism: Ophidiomyces ophidiicola
Lineage: Eukaryota; Fungi; Ascomycota; Eurotiomycetes; Onygenales; Onygenaceae
Exons: 4
Coding region: 1-597 (198 amino acids)
Biological process (GO): regulation of GTPase activity; endoplasmic reticulum to Golgi vesicle-mediated transport
Cellular component (GO): trans-Golgi network; cis-Golgi network; TRAPP complex
Source: RefSeq, a predicted model, not a curated record